This is a messenger RNA of Heteronotia binoei (common prickly gecko), 1913 nucleotides long. Its product is annotated as beta-1,4-galactosyltransferase 3-like. NCBI's taxonomy places the organism in Eukaryota, Metazoa, Chordata, Lepidosauria, Squamata, Gekkonidae. Gene Ontology annotation, biological process: carbohydrate metabolic process. The transcript is spliced from 8 exons. Gene Ontology annotation, molecular function: glycosyltransferase activity. Bases 431 to 1492 code for a protein of 353 amino acids. The record is from RefSeq and is a predicted model, not a curated record.
GUCCCUCCAGCCGCCGCCGCGAGCGCCUGAUUGGCUCCGGCUUCCCAUUCGGCGUUUGGCGAGGCCAGGAGCGCUGUGCGUGACGCGGCCCGUCCUGCACCCCCUUCCCCUCCCCUGCCCACCACCCCUACUUUGCCUGCCUCUCCUCUCCGCCGCGGCCCUUCCCUGCGCGUGGGGCAGAAGGGACCCUGCCCAGAUUGGCCAGCAGCCGGAUCGUCGCCAACUCCCCCAGGUCCUUUGCCCUGCCGGAGAGGAGAGCGUGCGCAACGAACCUCCCAUGGACCGAGCGAGUGUUGAGUUUCGAGGACCAGGAUGUCCCAGCCCUUGCUGAACAAAUUGAAUUGCACGUUCUGAGGUCACUGCCUUCCGGUGCUGUUGCUCCGUUCUGCCCAGCCACACCAUGGAUAGAUGAUCUUGGCCCUGCCCCGCCAUGCCGCAGUUGCGUGGCCGCUACCUACUGCUCUUCUUGGGGGUGCAGCUGGUGGUGAUGGCCCUUCUGUACCGUGAGGGCUACCGCAAGCGGGUGGCCUAUUUCCUGGGCAUCUUCUACAAGGGGGGCACGUCGACUAUGCUGAGCAGUCUGCACAAUGUCUCGCUGCCGGGGGACGUCUAUGCCAACCUCAGCCUGAUUGCACGGCCACCUCUGCCCCCCGAGGACCUCCCCUACUGCCCCGAGACAUCUCCUUUCCUUGGAGGUCCCAUUCGGGUGACCUUCCCCCCAGGGCUGUCGCUGGACGAUAUUGUGCGGAAGAACCCUUACGUCAGCAAAGGUGGGCGCUACCGCCCCCCCGAUUGUGACGCCACCCACAAAACAGCCAUCAUCAUCCCCCACCGUAACCGGGAGCAGCAUCUCAAGUACCUGCUCUACUACCUGCAUCCCUUCCUGCAGCGACAGCAGCUCAACUAUGGCAUCUACAUCAUACACCAGGCUGAGAACUACACUUUCAACCGGGCCAAACUCUUGAAUGUGGGUUUCAAAGAGGCCAUGAAGGAUGAAGACUGGGACUGCAUGUUCUUCCAUGACGUGGACCUCAUCCCUGAGGAUGACCGCAACCUGUACACCUGCGACCGCUUUCCUAAGCAUGUGGCUAUUGCUAUGGACAAGUUUGGCUACAAGCUUCCUUACAAGACCUACUUCGGGGGAGUUUCAGCACUCAGUCCAGAGCACUACAUGAAGAUGAAUGGCUUUCCCAACAACUACUGGGGCUGGGGCGGAGAAGAUGAUGACAUCGCGGUCCGGGUGGCACUCAGUGGGAUGUUGAUUUCUCGUCCAUCUAUUCAGUAUGGCCGUUACCGAAUGAUCAAGCAUGGACAUGAUAAGGGCAAUGAGCAGAAUCCUAAGAGAUUUAACUUGCUGGCCAAGACACGGAGAACAUGGAAGCAGGACGGUAUGAACACACUGGAGUACCAGCUGCUCUCCAAGGAACUCCACCCCCUCUAUACUAACAUCACUGUCUUCAUUGGCACUGAGAAGGGACUGCGCCAUACGUGAUGGCACCUGCCAUGGAGUGGCACAAGACAAGUCCCGCCCCAGCACUGCUCUCAGACAGAGGAAACCAAAGAAUCCACAGUGGGCAAAGCCCUGAAUGGCCUGUCUUUAAAAAACCCCCACAAAACAAAAACACAAGUGUCUGUCCACGUGCUUGGGGUGCUGCAUUCCAGAGAACAGAUGGGAGUGUCACACAAGAAGGGUUCCUCUUCCUCCCCAGAAUUGCUUUUAAUCUUGGGGGCUUGGUGGGGGUGUGUGUCUGACUUCCUGGGAUUUGGUUUGUGGGAUGCCUUUCGUACCAUGGUUGAAAGAAUGGCACAGCAGCACUGCCAGAGAAGCAGGAACUGUCUACUUUCUGGCUUGGACUUUGUGGCUGCUGCACCAGAGAUUGUCUUUCUUAUUAAAGUGCAAUUUAUUUUAAAAA